Molecule: messenger RNA, 1011 nt
Organism: Cyphellophora europaea CBS 101466
Lineage: Eukaryota; Fungi; Ascomycota; Eurotiomycetes; Chaetothyriales; Cyphellophoraceae
Exons: 1
Coding region: 1-1011 (336 amino acids)
Source: RefSeq, a predicted model, not a curated record
AUGGCGCCUCCUGCUCGCGUUCCCUCUCAGCCUGAUCUCUCACCAACUCACAGCCUAUCAGGUUCCCCGACCCGUACUGCGCCUGACCCUGUCCGCCGCAACCUCUUUUCCGCGCAUCUCUCCCGCCGACCCGCCUCGUCACAGUCGACAACCUCUCGUCCCAGUUCACAAUCUCAAAACGCCACUCAGCCACCAUCUUUACCGUCACAGACCCGCAACAUCUCACCCUUCACCUCACCACCUCGCCUGUCCCCAACGCACCCACUCCCACCCUCCUUCAACGAAACUUACGACCCAGUCGUCUCACCCCACCGCUCACUAUCACCUCGUACAGUCGCUACGCUCUUCCCCUCCUCCUCUGUCGUCGCCCUAAACCCGUCCACCGGCCGCCCCAUCCUCCCCAACCUACCUACGCUCCCGGCGCGCCUGCGCCUUUCCGACUCUGACGACGAUGACGAAGAAGAGGAAGACGACGACGACGAAGAGCACGACGACACACGCGGUGACGCCCAGUACCACGAUCCUGUCUCCGGCGCUGAAGCGUACAUGCAGCAACGCGGCCCAUAUGGGCAGCGCCCACCCGGCUCAAAACAGCAACAACAACACACGUCCGCGAAUCCCUUGUAUCCUGACGACUCUCCCUCCGCCAGCGCGAGCGGCAGUGCGCAGCACGACGCGCUGGUGACGGACCUGAUGAGCCGCUAUCGCGCAAGACGACAGCAGCAAGGCCGCUCCAGCACGGUGGCGAAUAUGAGGCCGCUGCAGGCGCACAGCGCGGAGCGGGUGGUCGAGGAAAAUGAGGAGGCCGAGGAGGAGGAGGAGAGGGCGGAGCUCAUGGCGCACUUGAUGGGGAGGCUGCGACGGGAGGUGGUGCGGGUGGAGGAGGAGGGGUGGAUGUUUGGGGACGUGGAUGUGGGGGGUGCGGGAGAUGGGAUGGGCGUUGCUGGUGGAGGAUUGGUGAGCGGAGGGGGCGCCGGCACUGGGGUGGGUGUGGGAGUCAGCGAAGGCUAA